AAUUAGUUUAACCAGAAGUAUUUUUAGUGUUUUAGGAAUUGAAAAUAUCGAGGUAUUUAUUGCAACGUUUUAUUUAACAAAUUGUUUGUUUGGAUUUAUCAUGCUGCAAAGUAAAAUUGAUAAAGGAUAUAAAACACUUGUAGACGUACCAAGUAGAGUACAUAGGUAUACAUCAAGUGAGGCUAGAAGUUAUAGAACAGGUGUUUCGAAUCAAUAUUAUGCCCAAAAUCCUUACCCCAUGCCAGUUCUGCCCCGUCGAAAACCUAUAGGUGUAGUUCCAAAAUUUUUGAAGCCGAUACCUGUUUCUUUGGGUCGCAGUUUGGAAAAUUUAUGGAAAUGUCAUUCUGUUAAUAACAAAAUCGAAGAGGUAAAAAUUAUUAAGCUUAGACAAGCUCACUAUUCUCUCAAUUUCAAGGAAAUUCCAAACGUAUCCUUAAUACGAAGCUUAGACAAUGAAACUGCUGGUAUAAAGGUCGAAACUAGCGAUUCCACAAAUUUAUCUUCUGAAGAAGAAUUGUCCACGCCAUAUGAUUCUAGUACUAGCGACAUUUUUGAUUCUCCGAUUUCCAAUUUACAAAAAAAGAAAUCAUCUCCACCAGGAAGUUCCGUUGAUCUUCUAAAAGGUACUGAUAUAUUUUCUUUUUCUUUAAACGAUUGGACUUUUAUCCGGGCAUAUUUUUACAUCGAUACCUUGUCUCCAUCGGAACCUAAAAAUCCUGUGCUUCCUAAGGAACCUAAAGAACCAAAAAAACCUAAAACACUAAAACAAAAAUAUGUUUUAUACAAAGAUGAAGUAUUACAGAAAGGGGACAUAAAAGUAGACGAAAAAAAAUAUGAUAGUGCAGAUAGGAAAAUCGAAGUUAAAAACCACAAACCUGACGAGAGAAAGUACAAAAUUAUUGAAGUCAACAAAAUCAAAACUGACGAGAUCAAACAAUACAAAAUCGUCGAGAUUUCGAACAACAAAACUAUAAAAACAAGAAAAGAAAAAAACGAUAAAGUCAAAAAGAAUAAGGGUGAUAAAGUGAAAAAAGAAAAAAUCUUCAAGACCAAAUCUACAAAACUGAAUACUAUAAAAAGUGGCGUAUUCCUGAAUAUACCAAAAAUAGUCAAAGAUCAAGCAGAAAUCGUUGUUCCCACUUGUAGUGUUUCAGAAAGUAAAAAAAGAAAAGAAAAACGCAAUCAAAAAACCAAAAAAGUGGCUAUAUCCAAUCACACUUUAACAUCCGGUCAAAGUGAUCAAGAACCAGAAAACAGGAAAAUGGAACCAUCAGAUGUGAAACAGCUACCCUCGAUGCCCAGUUUACAAUGGAACCAAUAUACUUAUCCAGUGAAUAAUAAGAGCACUCAAAUCUAUGCACAUCAGCCUUCAGAAAAAACUAGCACUAAUGAACCAGAUGAAUAUAAAUUUGUUGAUUCAUUGCUAGAUCAAUGUUCUAAUUCAAUAGAUGAAGCACUAGUGCCAGAUUUUGACAGCAUUCUUAACGAGCUGGACAUCACAAACCCGAUCAUUGAUCCCGAUCAUCCUGAAAAUACGUUACAAAUGUACCCAGAGGAUCAGGAAGAGAAGCAUUUAAAUUUACCGGAAAAAAACGAAAAUUUAGAUGCAACUCCUUUAUCUAAUCUACCAUCGACUUCUCAAAGUAACGCAGUUUUUCAAGAACACGAAAAUUGCAACCUGUUUUCUCCUUGCGAAAAUAAUAAGGAAAAUUGGAAUACAAAUAAUUCACACUCUCACAUUUCUGGCAACAAUAAAGUGAUUCCUUCAGUUCCAUCCAUUCAAACUGAUUGCAAUGUCAAUAAUCAAAAUGCCAGUGAUGCUGAAAAAUUAUAUAAUUUGAAUACUUAUAAUAUUUCUAAUUAUAAGUAUUAUUCAGGUGGUCAAAUUGAAUAUAAUAGAUCAACAGCAUUAGAUAAAGAUAAUUUAAGAAACUUGCAAGGAUCACAUUUAAGGCCUCAUAGUAAUCAAUCACAUAGUACUACUCCAAGUUUUCCGGAAAUGACGAAUUUCUUACAUUAUCAACAAGCUAAAUAUCCAAAUGCAAAAAAUACCAAUAGUAUGAAUUGCUCAUCAAGGACCACUAAUAACAUCACUUCAACUCUGAGAUCGGCUCAUGUCUUAGAAUCAAGAAGUGUACCUUAUAAUGCAAAACCUUACGAUAGAAGAAUACCAAAUGGUGAAGUUUUCAAAGGAAAUUCUAUGAAUGCACCCAUAAAAUCAUCAUAUAUUCAACAUCAACCUGUUAAUAUCUCAAAUGUUGAACCAUUGAGAAAUGUUCAGACAAAGAGACAUCAUAGUAGAGAAAAUCAACCAGUUUUUUCCAAUGGUAUUGCAUCUUUACAGCAAAUUAAUAAGAGUGAAAUAACUAAAGAUCGACCACCAUACAUGGGAAAUCCGAUGUACCCAAUGGAUUCUUUAUGUAACGUUCCAAAAUUUCCACCAGGAUUUGACUACCUAGGGCAUCCUUUCAACCAUUUAAUGCCCCCUGCUUCUCUACCUUAUUAUCACCCAUAUUUUAACUAUGGAUUUCCUAUGCUGCCUCCUUUAUAUCAUCACAACUAUCUUCAUUCAAUGUUAAGAAUGAGACCGGUCAUCGGACCAUCAACAAAAAAUGUUUAAAAAUUAAGAAAUAUUGAUAUAAAUGGUUUCUUUUUGUAAUUAUAAUAUAAGAGAAUCAAAAAAAGAUGCUUUUUAAGUUCAUUUCUGUAAUUACGUUAUUGACGUAGUUUUUGUUUGUAUUUAUAUUUUUGUAUGUAUUUUAGUUUAUAAUCUUUGUGCGUUGUUGGAUGUGUUAUAAUAAUUAUUGUAUUAAAUAUUAAUUAAACUUGAUGUAAUAAUGUAUUUUGAAAUGCAACACAAUAAAUUUAACCUAAUUUGUACCUAUGAAAUCCUGGGUAUUGUAAUAUUGCGGUUAGGAACAAUUAUUUUAGAUUGUAAAAAAUGUUAAUUUAAUUAAUAAUUUUUGUAAUAUACUCAGUAACGGAAUAAUAUUAUGUUAUUUUAGAAAUAUGUGUAGAUACCUCCCAUUAACAUAAUAUGAAUGAUACUUAUUGGUCUUAUGUAUGUAAUUAUUGUGUGUUGAAUUUAU
Molecule: messenger RNA, 3089 nt
Organism: Phyllotreta striolata
Lineage: Eukaryota; Metazoa; Arthropoda; Insecta; Coleoptera; Chrysomelidae
Source: the annotation of a GenBank genome assembly